Zingiber officinale is the source of this 6720-nucleotide messenger RNA. RefSeq lists its product as uncharacterized. The record is from RefSeq and is a predicted model, not a curated record. The transcript has 2 exons. NCBI's taxonomy places the organism in Eukaryota, Viridiplantae, Streptophyta, Magnoliopsida, Zingiberales, Zingiberaceae. Bases 3821 to 4702 code for a protein of 293 amino acids.
CUCAUUUAUUUGGGCUCAUUUUCUUGGUUGAUAUGGGGACUUUUUAGCUAAUUUUAUUUGCUACUUGACACAAUUUAGAUUGUUUGUAAAUUGAGAAUUGUGUGGAGCUAAGUUUCAUUUCAUUUCUUAAAUCAUGAUAUAUUCCUCACCAUUUGAAUUGGGUCUUGUAGGAUAUAGGAAUUGAUACAUGAUUCAAGUGAAGCCUAAUCAACUCAAGAGGAGUUCAACCAAGUGGAGAAGAUUCACAUUUUAUUUGACUCCAACCAAAUUCAUUAAGCCAACCCAUUGCUCUUGACCUAAGUUCAACCCUCACACCAAAUCCCUAAAUUCUCCCUAAACCAGAUCAGGAUUUACCCUAAUUCCGGUUUAAUUGGACCAAGGUAUAAAGUCCAGAAAACUCGCGGAUGAACAGUGGCUGCGCCUACUGUUCAUCGUGCCAAAUUCCUGCAUCCGCAUUUUUUCUCUCCAUCGUAGCCCCCAAAUCUUCUUCUGAUCAACUUCUCAAGCGUCAAUGUUGGUGUAGAAGACUAAGACGACUUCUGGGCAGACCUCAGGUAGCUGGAAUCUCGCUAAGAGGGUUUCUAUUGCGAGUUCUCUGCGUCUGAAGCUCCCUUGCUGCUAUCUGCUUUUGGAGUCAACGUUGGUGAGGGUUUCUUCAAUUGAGACUUCAACUGCAGUGUGGAACCAAGUUUAGCAGCUGUCUUCGCUUCAUCUCUGAUUUCCGGAGUCGAAGAUUUCAAUUCUGGUCCUUGUGUGACGGCAAGGAGUUUGGUGUUGAGAAUUGAUUGAGAUUAAGUUUGGCUAGUUUCAUUUCUGCAAUUUAGAUUAAGUAUUUUGUUCCUGCAAUUUUGUUUCUUCAAUUCCUGUUUCCAAAUUCUUACUACUGCACUUGAACUCUUUAAUUUUUGUUAGUGCAAUUUAGUUCUUUAAUCAUCUUUUUCCUGCAAACUUGUUACUGCAAUUUAUGUCCUGCACAUUAGACUAAAUUCUACAAUUUAGCUGCAAUUCAGUUUCUACACAUUUUAAUUUUGCAUUUUAUUCCCUACUUAAUUUAGCAAAUUUUGUUUGUGAAAAUUGUGAUUCUAAGUGUUUGAUCUGCCUUUCAAUUCUGCUGUGUGAUUCUAUAAUUUUCUACAAAUUUAAGUUGAGUUGUGUUGGUCUUUAAGUUUAGUUGCUCUUCUAAUUACUUUAGGAUAAGUAUCUUUAGCUUGUUAAAAAAUUUAGCUUUCUUGUUGAAUUUAAAUUCUGCUGUAGAUUAGAUUUAGAUAAUUAUCGUCUAUUUUACUGGUUUGUAUUUUGAUUUUAAUUUAGGAUUUAGUUCAAAACCCCACAACCCCACUUUUAAGAAGAAAACCCAAAAAGAACCCAAGAAGAGAUUUGGAUAUGAAUCAAAUACUCACCAACUAGUUUCCUUGAGGAAAUCGACUUGGGCCCUAUACUACAUAAUUCUUGUGCAAAUUUAGGGUUCUAAAACAUUACGUUAAUUUGAUAAGUCCAUUUGUGACACGUAAAAUUUUAGGCUUAUCAAAUUUUGGCGUCGUUGCCGAGGAAACAAAAACUAGUAUUGUUUGUUUGAUUUUAGAUUGUGCAGAGUGUUAUCUCUUCUUCAUUUUCAUUGUCUUGAUUUAUUGCCUAUCGACUUGUUGCUACUUGUUGAUUGUGGUUUAUGACCAGGUCUUCAUGCGAUAAAUUGUUUGAGCUUGAUCCAGAGAUAGAGAGGACUUUUAGAGCUUUGAGGAUUCAAGAGAGAACACCAGAAAUUUCUGAAAGUAAUUUUCAAGUUUUGGAUAUUUCAAUGGCAAAGAACAACAGAACUAUGAAGGAACUUGCUGCUCCUGAUACGGCUUACAAGUAUUCUUGCAUUACUUAUCUAGACUUGUCAGUGGAUUUCGAGCUCAGAUCGGGUUUAAUUCAUUUGCUUCCUAAGUUUCAAGGCUUAUUAGGGGAAGAUCCUAACAGAUAUUUGCAUGAGUUCCAUGUGGUUUGCUCUACUAUGAAACCACAAGGCAUUUCAGAGGAGGAUAUCAAGUUGAGAGCCUUCCCAUUUUCAUUAUCAGGAUCAGCAAAGGAAUGGUUGUACUAUCUUCCAGCCGGAUUCAUUACGAGUUGGAUUGACAUGAAGAGGGCAUUUUUAGAGAAAUACUUCCCGGCUUCUAGAACCACAACUAUAAGGAAGAACAUCUGUGGUAUUCCACAAGUUGUGGGAGAGACUCUUUAUGAUUACUGGGAGAGGUUCAAGAAAUUGUGUUCAAGCUGUCCUCAACAUCAAAUUAGUGACCAGUUACUUGUUCAAUAUUUUUAUGAAGGUUUGUUACCUAUGGAUAGGAGCAUGAUUGAUGCUGCAGCUGGAGGUGUUUUGGUUAACAAGACUCCAGAACAAGCAAGGGAACUCAUUGCAAAUAUGGCAGAAAAUUCUCAACAAUUUGGGAGUAGGGCACUUACUACUAGAGGAGUUGGUGAAGUUCAAACGGUAUCAAAUGAGUAAAAGGAGAACAAGAGUUCAUUGUUGGAGUUGACAUCUUUAGUAAAACAAAUGGCGUUGAAUAGUGCUAGCCAAGUUUCAUCUUUUCCAGUUCAAACGAUGAGAGUUUGUGGCAUUUGUUCGAGUCAAGAGCACACUUCGGAAUUAUGUCCAAAUCUCCAUCAAGAUGAAUCAAUGGCGGCUAUAUCAAGACCACAAUUUCAGCAAAGAUAUGAUCCAAAAUUUUCCACCUACAAUCCGGGUUGGAAGGAUCAUCCAAAUUUAAAGUACGGGAAUUCCUUCUACCAACAACCACCUCAAAAUCAGAAUGUGCAUAAUUUUCAGCAAUUUCAACAAUCCAACGCUCCAAAUCAGUUUUAAUAUCAGCAAUUUCAGUCACUUGCUGUUCCAAACCAAUUCUAGCAUCAAAAUCAACAAUUUCAGCAUCCUAAUCAGUUCCAACAGCAAUCAUAUGCCUCUUUCCAUCCACAAAAUCAGCAACCAAAUUUUCAGCAGCAAAUACAGAAUUUCCAACAACCUACACAAAAUUUACAACCUACACAGAAUUUCCAGCAAUCUACACAGAAUUGGCAGCAACCAAAUUCUUCUUUUUCUUCUCAACCGAGGUCCUAUUCAAAUCAAAGUAGUAACAACAGUUCAAAUGCAGCAAGUACACAGCAGCAACAAAAGAUGGAGGAUAUGAUGCAGCAGAUUUUGCAACAGCAGCAAUUAGUUUUACAGCAGCAACAACAUCAACAGAGGACCGAUUCUGCUUUGCAAAACAUUGAGAGACAAAUUGGCCAGUUGGCAAGCAACAUCAAUCAGAGGCAAGUCCAAGGAUCAAAUCAAUUGCCUUCACAAACAACUCCAAAUCCUAGGAGAAAUGUUAGUGCAUUGACUCUUCGAAGUGGUAAGACAACUUCAGAAUUAGUGCGGAAUGUUCCAGGUGGAUCAAAUCUGGUUUCAUCAGGUUCAAUUCCAGCUUCAACAAAUGUUGUGCAACCUCCAGAUUUUGUUCAAAAUAAGUUAGAUUCUACUGCAAAUUAGCUUCGGAAUUUUUCAGCAUCUUCAGCCCAAACAGAUUCUGCAUUACCUGGAAAUGUUGGUGUUGUUCAACCGGAUUCUGCACAGCUAAUAUUAUCAGAUUCUACUCAAUUUGAUGGCUCAGGAAAAGCUCCAACAGAAGUUCAGAAUUCAGAAAGAAAUUUUCAACAGCAAGGUGCCGAUAUUCACAUCCCUUUGCCUUUUCCUCAAAGAAAAGUCCAGCAAAGAAAGAAUGUAGAGGAAGAGAAAGCUAGAGAAUUUCAAGACCUUGUGAAUUUAUUCAUCAAAGUGGAAGUGAAUGUGCCUUUGUUAACAAUGAUUAAGCAAAUUCCGAAAUAUGCUAAAUUUCUAAAUGAUUUAUGUGUUCACAAAAAGAAGUUAAAUGGGGAAGAAUUGAUUAGCAUGGGGAAGAAUGUUUCAGCCCUUAUUCAGCCAGUUCCUAAAAAAUGUGAAAAUCCUGGAGUGUUCACUGUGCCUUGUGAGAUUGGAAGUUGUGUUUUCGAAGAUGCCAUGUUGGAUCUAGGAGCAUCAAUCAAUGUGAUGCCAAAAUCAGUCUUUCAGACACUUGGAAUUGGUCCUCUACAGCAGACUGGAGUUGUUAUUCAGUUAAUUGACCAUAGCCAAGCUCAUCCAGCCGGAGUAAUUGAAGAUGUGUUGGUGAAGGUGAGAGAGCUUAUUUUUCCUGCAGAUUUCUACAUUCUGGAUAUGAAGGGAGAUUUACUUGCGAAUAGAUCUCCACUCAUUCUUGGUAGGCCAUUUCUGAAGACUGCAAGAACGAAGAUUGAUGUGCACGCUGGAACACUAUCCAUGGAGUUUGCAGAUAUAGUGGUUCAGUUUAGUUUAUCUGAUGCUAUGAAGCACCCGUCAGAGGACCACUCUAUUCUUAGCAUUGACAUAGCAGAUGAGUUGAUUAGCAUGGAUUUGACUUUUGGCCUUGAGUCUCAGCUGGAUAUUUCUGAGGGUGAGGAGUGCCUAUAUGAUUCUAAGGUUUCUACUGAAAGUGAUGGUAAUGUGGGAGCAGUUGAUAUGGAGCUCGUUGGUAGUUCAAGUUCAUUGGAAGACAAAUAUUUAAGUGUAGGGGAUUGCACAGAGGAAGCAAUACCCCAAGAAUCACAUAUUUUGAUUGAAGUGUCACCUGAAUCAGGAAAAGGUGAAUAUGUAAGUGUAAGGGAUUGCACAGAGGGAGCAAUACCCUAAGAAUCACUACAGUCUGUUAUUGAUGCACAGCAGCCAGAGUUGAAGCCCCUUCCUGAACACCUUAAGUAUGCAUUUUUGGGAGAAGGACAGCAGCUACCUGUUAUUAUAGAUCAGAAUUUAGAGCCAGAGCAAGAACAGAGAUUAUUGGGAAUUCUGAGACAGCAUAGGAAAGCUAUUGGGUGGACACUUGCUGAUAUUCCUAGUGUCAGUCCUUCGAUUUGUAUGCAUCGGAUUUAUUUAGAGGAGGAUGUGAAACCAGUGAGACAACCACAGAGAAGACUUAACCCAUUAAUACUCGACGUUGUAAAGAAAGAGGUGACUCGACUUUUACAGGCUAGUAUUAUUUACCCGAUUUCUGACUACAAAUGGAUAAGUCCAAUUCAUGUGGUUCCCAAGAAGUUAGGCAUUACAGUGGUAGCUAAUGAGGCUAAUGAGUUGGUACCUACCAGAAUUCAGAAUUCAUGGAGAGUUUGUGUGGACUAUAGGAAACUGAAUCAGACUAGCAGAAAGGACCACUACCCAUUGCCUUUUAUUGAUCAGAUGUUGGAGAGAUUGGCAGGGAAGUCUCACUAUUGUUUCCUUGAUGGAUAUAUAGGAUAUUUUCAGAUUUGCAUCGCUCCUGAGGAUCAAGAGAAGACCACUUUCACUUGCCCCUUUGGUACAUUCGCGUACAAACAUAUGCCGUUCGGGCUUUGCAAUGCACUAGGGACAUUCCAAUGAUGUAUGGUGAGUAUUUUUGGUGAGUUAUUAGAGCAUUGCAUGGAGUUUUUUAUGGAUGACUUUUCGGUUUACGGUUCAUCUUUCGAUGCAUGUUUGGAACAUUUAUCUCGAGUUUUGAAUCGUUGCAUUGAGACAGAUCUGGUUUUAAAUUUUGAAAAAUGUCAUUUCAUGGUUGAGCACGACAUUGUUUUGGGACAUGUCAUUUCUAGGGAAGGUAUUAAAGUAGAUCCUGCUAAGAUUAAUGUUAUAUCUUCUUUAUCUCACCCCGCAUGCGUGCGGGAGGUUCGAGCUUUUCUUGGUCAUGCAGGUUUCUAUAGGAGAUUCAUACGUGAUUUAAGUAAAAUUGUUCUUCCCUUGAGUCAGCUACUGCAGAAGGAUGUGACUUUUCAUUUUGAUCAGAAGUGCAAAGAGGCUUUUGAGAAGCUGAAAGAAGCCCUUGUUACAGCACCCAUCAUUAGCCCACCAGAUUGGAGCCUUCCUUUUGAGUUGAUGUGCGAUGCUUCAAAUUAUGCAGUGAAAGCUGUACUUGCACAGAGAGUGGAUGGAGCACCACACGUUAUUUGUUAUGCUUCAAAGACUUUGGAUGUUGCACAAGCAAACUAUACCACAACAAAAAAAGAGCUUCUUUCUAUUGUGUUUGCUUUGGAUAAAUUCAGAUCAUAUUUAUUGUGUUCUCAUGUAAUUGUAUUUUCUGAUCAUGCAGCUCUAAAAUACCUCCUCAAGAAGCCCGAUGCGAAACCUAGGUUGAUCAGAUGGAUGCUUCUGCUCCAAGAAUUCGACGUGGAGAUACGCGAUAGGAGUGGAAGGGAGAACCUAGUGGUAGAUCAACCUGAGUAGGAUCGAGGGAGAAAUUGACCACAAGGAUAUUGCUGAUGAGUUUCCAGAUGAGCACCUCCUACAGCUACACGGUGAGACUCCAUGGUAUGCGGAUCUGGUUAAUUUUCUAGUAGCACAAGUUUAUCCCACACAAUUUUCAAAAGCUCAAAAAGAUAAAUUAAAAAAUGAUUCAAAAUUCUAUGCGUGGGAUGAUCCUUACUUGUGGAAGUUUUGUAGUGAUCAGAUCAUUAGGAGGUGCAUUCCUGAUUAUGAGUUUCAUUCUGUACUUACUUUUUGUCAUUCAUUAGCAUGUGGUGGCAAUUUUGGAUCCCAAAGAACUGCUAGGAAAGUGUUAGAGUGUGGAUUAUAUUGGCCCACCCUGUUUCGCGAUGCAUAUGUUUUUUAUAAAUCAUGUAAUAGGUGUCAGCGAACUGGAAACAUAGGCCCUAGGAAUGAAAUGUCCCAACAAACUAUGUUGUUUU